AUGUGCGGCACAGACGCAGCGAACGGCUCGAGCAGCGCCAAUGGUGCAAAUGGGGGUGGUCAGUUCCGGUCGAGCCCAUACCAGCCGGUGGGCGACUACCUGUCAAAUGUCAACAAGUUCAAGAUUAUCGAGUCGACUCUGCGUGCCCUCGACGAAUUCGGCGUCGACUACAUCGAGCUGACCUCGCCGGCCGCAUCCGAGCAAUCGCGCAAGGACUGCGAGGCCAUCUGCAAGCUCGGCCUGAAGGCCAAGAUUCUGACACAUGUCCGCUGCGAUAUGCGCGAUGCCAAGAUCGCGGUCGAGACCGGUGUCGACGGCCUGGACGUCGUCAUUGGCACCUCCAGCUUCCUCCGGGAACACAGCCAUGGCAAGGAUAUGGCCUACAUUGAGAAGACGGCCAUUGAGGUGAUCGAGUACAUCAAGUCUAAGGGGCUUGAGGUGCGCUUAUCGCCAAUGCCUUCUGCGCGCUCGAGGACUGGUGCGACCCACAUUGACACCAGUGUGCUCGGCAUCGGCGAGCGCAACGGUAUCACACCUCUUGGUGGUCUCCUUGCCCGCAUGGUCGUGAGCGCCCCUGACUACGUCAAGGGCAAGUACAAGCUCCACAUGCUCAAGGAGAUUGAGGAUAUGGUUGCCGAGGCUGUUGAAGUCAACACUCCCUUCAACAACCCCAUCACCGGUUUCUGCGCCUUCACCCACAAGGCCGGCAUCCACGCCAAGGCGAUCCUCAACAACCCCAGCACAUACGAGAUUCUCAACCCCGCCGAUUUCGGGCUCACCCGCUACGUCCACUUCGCCUCGCGUCUGACGGGCUGGAACGCCGUCAAGACCAGAGUCGGACAGCUCGGCCUGGUGAUGACUGACGACCAAGUCAAGGAGGUCACUGCCAAGAUCAAGGCGAUGGCUGAUGUGCGGCCGAUUGCCAUUGACGACGCCGAUUCGAUCAUUCGUAGCUUCCACCUUACACUGCACGAACGCCCCGCCGAGCCAGCAACCAGCGUUCCGGUCGAGGUUGUGCAAUAG
Chaetomium globosum CBS 148.51 is the source of this 1023-nucleotide messenger RNA. RefSeq lists its product as uncharacterized. The transcript is spliced from 10 exons. NCBI's taxonomy places the organism in Eukaryota, Fungi, Ascomycota, Sordariomycetes, Sordariales, Chaetomiaceae. The record is from RefSeq and is a predicted model, not a curated record. Gene Ontology annotation, molecular function: homocitrate synthase activity. The coding region runs from base 1 to 1023 and encodes 340 amino acids. Gene Ontology annotation, cellular component: mitochondrion.